Messenger RNA from Oryza sativa Japonica Group (Japanese rice), 3785 nucleotides. Its product is annotated as probable NOT transcription complex subunit VIP2. Gene Ontology annotation, biological process: regulation of DNA-templated transcription; nuclear-transcribed mRNA poly(A) tail shortening. The record is from RefSeq and is a predicted model, not a curated record. NCBI's taxonomy places the organism in Eukaryota, Viridiplantae, Streptophyta, Magnoliopsida, Poales, Poaceae. Gene Ontology annotation, cellular component: CCR4-NOT core complex; P-body.
AUAAUAUGAAACGGAGGAAGUAUUUGUUUCAUUUUAUAUUUCUUUCAUUUCAAAUUAUUUUGUAAGCAUUAGCACUUUUGUUUUGCCUUCUAGUGAUCAACUACUAAGUAUAAUUUUCGCCUGUCAAAUUAGGUUGAAUUUUAGUCACAUAUUCUAAAGUACCACUUUUAAACUUGCUUGCACUCACCCUCAUUUGGGUUUUCGGACUGGUUGUAAUUCACCUACUCUCAUUAUGGAUCUCUAUUACUUUUUCUAGAAUUUUUCCAUCAACAGUUCAUUAGUUUGCCAUGCAUGACAUAGUGCCUAUUUGCAAUAUAACGAGCAAUGUGAUCACAUGUUCCAACAUAUGUCAAACAAAUAUACUAAAGAUCUAUAGUUAAAAAACCAACAUAUAACUAUCCACAGUUUUAUAAGUUGUAUACACAACCAUCUAAAUCAACCAAAUACCUAAAAACACAUGUAGAUAGUGCAUUUUUUAGGAGAAUACUGCCAGGUGACAGCCAAUAGUCGCUUUUAACUAGUAAUAUGUCCGUUCAUUGCAACUGACCAUACGAUGGUGGGGUGUGGGUCUAACCUAAAGCAUGGGAUACAACUGGUAUUUUUUACCAUUUGUUUUUUAUGGUUUUCUUGGGGAGGUAGUGACUCGUGCUGUGCGUCAUGAGGGGGAGGGCAGACGGACGACUCCACCUCUAAGUAGUAGAGAUUAAGAGGCAACAAGGAUUACUAAAACCACAAUCCUUACAAAGUUCGUAACCAGCUAAGACUAUAUCUUUAAGAGUCUCAUUCAUUCUGCGAAUAUGCUGAAGAAUAUUUUUCCUAAUGAGAAAAUCAGAAAAACUGUGACUGUGUGACUGCGUGAGAAUGGAGGAAGAUGUUGCCAAUAGUGGAGUGGUAGGUCAGGAUUGAGGAGGUGAGGAGGAGGUGCCAAUUGAUGAGGGUACAACCAACCAAGAGGUGGGAUACAAGAUAUUUUUUUUGACAUGACGGGAUACAAGAUAUCACCGGUGAACUGAUAAUGAAAAUGAGGAUUAAGUGUUGCCAUGGUGGCAAAAGGAACAAUAAAGAUGAGAAAGAAGGGCAUUCACUAGAGCAAAAAUGUAUUUUGAUGUAUCAAUAGGCAAAUAAAGAAGGGAAGUUGAGAAAGGUGGUCAAUGGAUUGGAGGGCAAUUUUGCAAGGGCAAAAAGGGACGAAAUCAACUUUCAAGGGCAAAUAAGGAAUUUACUCAAUUUUGUAUGCUUAGCCCCUUUCGAUAAAUUCCUUAUUCACCCCUAAAAGUUUGCAUAUCCUCUUAUUUGCCCCUUAAUCUCACAAUGGCAUGUGGGUUAUGGGCCCACAUGUCAAAGAGAUUAGGGGGUAAAUAUGGGAUUGAACUUAUGUGCCUAUGGCAACAAGGGAUAGAUGCGGUUUUGUUCCAUAAAAGGGGUUGAACCCCUAUGCCUAGCCGCAAUUCUUGGUCUUUUCACCUCUCAACCUUCUCACCAAAGUAAACGCUCAAGGAUGGGCGGCCGCAAAUCUCCAUCAAAGUCGACACAGUCAAGCAGUAGUGGUGCCAGAUCAAACCUUCCAGUCUCAACAGGAAAGCCGUUGACACCGACCUUUUCUGGUCAAUCUGGAUCAGUUUCAGGUUUUCGUCAUCCUGGUUCACUAGCACCAAGGGGUUCCUCAAUGACUGGUAGUUCAUCCCUUGGGGUUCAACCACCUAGGGGUAGUAUUUCUGGUGCUUGGUUUCCUCCAAAUAGUCUUCAAGCAUCCAUUUAUCAGGUCGGGUAUCCUGCUCUCAGCAACCGAGGAGGUAUGCAUGUUGGGGGAAGUCCUGUUUUUACUGGUAACAUGAGUGCAAUUGAUGGUUCAAUACAAGCUUCCUCCUCGUACUUGACUAAAGAUGGUAACCACAAUUCUGCUCUUGGAUUGGCAGCUGCUCCAGUUUGUGGGAAUUUUGGCCCGCGAAUAACUUAUGUGGCUAGCGUUGCGGGUGGGGGCAACAUUGGGAGAACCAUAAGCUCUGCCGGAAUGUCUAUGCCUACUGUUGCAUCCCCUGUGAAUUUGUCUGGAAGUGGGGCUCUUAAUAUCCGAGGAUCAAACCAAAUGGGUGGUACUCAUCAACAAGGAUUGCCGGCUAUGAAUAUGCUUGGAAGCUCUAGUUCAGCACCUGGAGGAACACUAUCUAAGAACCAAUUGCAGGCAGGAAGCAGUUCGUCUGGUUCUCCAGGAAUGCGACAUGAUGGUAACUUUGGUGAAAAUUCUCUAUUUGACAUCAAUGAUUUUCCUCAAUUAGUUGGGCGACCUAAUUCUGCUGGAAAUAUUCAGGGGUUAUAUGGACCUCUAAGACAACAAGCAUUUGGUAUUAAUGCUGUUCAGCAAAACCAGGAAUUUAGAAUCCAUAAUGAGGACUUCCCAGCUUUACCAAGAUUGGAAGGUAUGGAGUUGCAUCGCAAGGAUCAUCUUCCUAAGAAUGCAAAUAUUAUGCAAGCACAACAUUAUCCUAUGGGCAAAUCAUCUGGCUUUAACACGGGCAGCAGUUGUCCACCCCGUAAACAACAUAAGCAGACAGCUAAUUCGGUUCAAAAUACUGGGCCUGAAAAUGUUGGACCAAAGCCAGUAAAUUCUCCAAGGUUGCCUUUAAAUCCGAGGCCUCGUGAACAAGUUAUCCAGCAAAAUCAUGAACCACAGGCUCAGAAGUCAGUUAGGCUGCAGUCAUCUUCCGGCCCAGAGUCUCACAAGGUUCAGAGUCCCAAGUCUUCUCAGAGAACUGAUACCACACCAGAGUCUUACAAGGUUCAGAGUCCCAAGCCUUCUCAGAGAACCGAUACCGCACCAGAGUCUCACAAGGUUCAGAGUCCCAAGUCUUCUCAGAGAACUGAUACCGCACCGGAUCCAUAUGAUCCAUAUGGCUUACAUGGACUACUGAGGGUAAUGAAGUUGAAAGAGGAGGGACCGGCAUCUCUUGCUUUAGGGAUUGAUUUGACAACACUAGGGUUGGAUAUGAACUCUUCAGAUAAUCUUUACAAGACAUUUGGCUCUCCUUGGUCAAGUGAGCCAGUUAAAGAAGAGUAUUCUUAUGAAAUUCCGGAUUGCUACUCUUCUAUGCAGCCUCCACCCCUGCAAGCGUUGCAUUUUCUGAGGUUUCACCUCAUGACACUAUUCUACAUCUUCUACAGUAUGCCACAGGAUGCAGCUCAGUUAUAUGCCGCGAAUGAAAUAUGCAAAUACGGGUGGGUUUACCACAAAGAGCUGCGUCAGUGGGUUAAAAGAGCUCCUAAUACGACCCCUCUCGUCAAAACUACAACUUAUGAACAAGGACUCUGCUAUCUUUUUGAUGCCAACAUUUGGGAUGCAAUUCCUAAGGACAACUUUAUUCUCCGUUAUGACGAUAUCGAGAAGAUACCUGCCCUUCCUCCCCUUCUUCCUGCCACCCAAAAUCCUGCCACCCAAAAUGGUAGUGUAAGAAUAAACAAGCCAUUGCAGUAGGUUCUCCGUGUUGAAGAUUAGAGUUUCAUGGCUUGGAUCAAUUGUUGGUAUUAUUAAGGGUAUGCAUGCUGGUUCUGGGGAUCGGAGCUCCUGCGAUGGCCGGCGUUUGUGGUAGCUGCGAAAUACCGCGGUUCAUAAUUCGUUGGCUGCAAUCAGUUAAACCCAUUUUUAAGUUUUGAAACAAAGUUGAACCCCGUUUUAAUUAUGUUUCGGUCUUGUGAUGACUGAAUGUUUUGAAUGUUUAAACCUGUUUUUACCUGUACCGUACCAGAUAUGUCGUUUAAACUUAUCAGGCACCGACAUUUUGGAUCUUGAA